This is a messenger RNA of Rotaria sp. Silwood2, 591 nucleotides long. The record is from the annotation of a GenBank genome assembly. NCBI's taxonomy places the organism in Eukaryota, Metazoa, Rotifera, Eurotatoria, Philodinida, Philodinidae.
AUGUAUAAUAAACAAAUUUCAACAGCUGAAAAUUUACUUAAAAAUAUCGAUACUUUAGUUGAUGUUGAAACAAAACGAAAAAAAUUAUUUAAUGAUUGUUAUGAUAUUCUUUCAUCUUUUUUAAAUUUUAAUUAUUUACAUACAAAAGAUCCACUUGAUGAAAAAAUUUUACUUGACUAUACAAAAGAAUUUGAUAAAAAAUUAAAGGCUGAUAUGAACUUAUUAAACGUUUUGCCUCCAUUAACUUUAGUAUAUACGAGUGCAUUUGUUCAUCAAAUAAUCGAUUUUAUUUGCCAACUCAUUCAUAAUGAUUAUGCAUAUGUAUCAAAUACAUCAGUUUAUUUUGAUACAUUAAAUUUUAAAAGAAAAUUUUUACAUGACAAAUUAAAACUCGAUCGAAUGAAGAAUAUUGCUAACUUAUGUGAACGUGAAGAAGCAUUAAUAAAAAAAAAUUUACAAGUGAAGCAAAGAAAAAUAAAUCUGAUUUUCUUCUUUGAAGAAAAAGCGAAUCAGGUGAACUUUCUUGGCCAUCAACAUGGGGUCGUGGUCGACCCCAAUGUUUUAGUCAAUGUGGUGCUAUUGCUCAUUUAA